This is a messenger RNA of Linnemannia hyalina, 1290 nucleotides long. The record is from the annotation of a GenBank genome assembly. NCBI's taxonomy places the organism in Eukaryota, Fungi, Mortierellomycota, Mortierellomycetes, Mortierellales, Mortierellaceae.
AUGCAGCCUCAGCCUCUCAACUACACCAAUGCCGCCAUCCUUGCGCCUAUGGUCCGGAUUGGCACCCUGCCAGUCCGAUUAAUGGCUCUGGAGUACGGCGCCGAUCUGGUCUACACCCCCGAGGUUGUCGAUAGGGGCAUCGUCGGCUGCGAGCGAGUCGUCAACGAGGACAAUGGAACAAUCGAUUACUUGUCAAAGGGCGUGUCGAUCUUCAGGACCCAUCCUAGCGAGAAGUCGAAACUGGUCUUCCAGAUCGGAUCUGCGAACGCUGAUUUGGCCCUUCAGGCUGCUUUGACUGUUGCUCAGGAUGUGUCAACGAUUGAUUUGAACUGCGGCUGUCCUAAGCGGUUCUCGAUUCAUGGAGGAAUGGGCGCAGCACUCAUGGAAGAACCCGAGAAACUCUGUGGCAUCUUGAAGAACUUGGUAGACAACUGUGGAUUACCCGUGACAUGCAAGAUCAGGAUCUUCCCCGACCGGGAAAGAACAUUGAAGCUCGUCAAGAUGAUCGAGGCCACCGGAAUUAGGGCCCUGGCAGUUCAUUGCCGGUACAGGGAUGAGCGGCCUCGUGAGCCCGGUCAUUGGGACCGGUUCAAGGAGAUUGUUGAUGCAGUUUCGAUCCCUGUUAUUGCAAACGGUGAUAUCAAGGAGUAUGCUGAUAUGGCCCGUAUCCGCGAGUUGUCAGGUUGUGCGGGAGUUAUGAUUGCAAGAGGAGCAGAGGCGAAUGUCUCGAUCUUCAGGAAGGAGGGUCGUUUGCCUCACAUGGACAUUGUCCGCCAAUACAUCCGCCGCAUGUUUGUCGAAGACACCAAAUCGCCCUACUACAGACCUCUCUGCGACGCCAAGAGCUUCAGAGCAGUCUGUAAAGUGUUUGAGAUGGAGGACGAGUUCGAUUCGUGGACCAAGAAGCAGGAGGAACAUGGGUGGCCUACUGAUCUGGAUAACCCCCCUCGUAAAGCUGCUGAAGCCAAGGAGAAGGAGGCCAAGGCGGCUAAUGUUAAGGCCAAGACCAAGAAUGAUAAGGUUGCGGAUGUGAAGAUGGCAGAGGUGGUUGCAGAAUCGACUUUGGGAAAGCGGAAGCAGGAUGAUUUGAAGGAGGAGGAGGAGGAGAAGGUGGUGGUAGCAACGGCUUCUGUUUCUGUUUCUGCGGGGGAGGUUGAUGGUACUCCUGCAGCAAAGAAGCAUGCUGCUGGGGAUGGGGCUUCUUCUCAACCCACACCUGCCGAUACUCCUCAACCCGACGUCGAGACUGAGGUCGAGACCAUCUCUACUACUUCUACACCUCUUGCAUAA